This is a messenger RNA of Haemorhous mexicanus (house finch), 1058 nucleotides long. Its product is annotated as histone H3.3A. The transcript has 4 exons. The coding region runs from base 120 to 530 and encodes 136 amino acids. The record is from RefSeq and is a predicted model, not a curated record. Gene Ontology annotation, molecular function: DNA binding; protein heterodimerization activity; structural constituent of chromatin. Gene Ontology annotation, cellular component: nucleosome. NCBI's taxonomy places the organism in Eukaryota, Metazoa, Chordata, Aves, Passeriformes, Fringillidae.
UCCUCCUGCGCCCGCCCGCCUGCCCGCCCUCCAUCCCUCCAUCCCUCCCUCCCUCCCUCCCGCACGGCAGCCGCGCUCGCCCAGCGGACGGGGUGUAAGGCAGCGACGUCGGCAGGAGCAUGGCCCGUACCAAGCAGACCGCCCGCAAGUCCACCGGUGGCAAGGCGCCCCGCAAGCAGCUCGCCACCAAAGCCGCCCGCAAGAGCGCGCCCUCCACUGGCGGGGUGAAGAAGCCGCACCGCUACAGGCCGGGUACCGUGGCUCUGCGUGAAAUCAGGCGCUAUCAAAAGUCCACCGAACUUUUGAUCCGCAAACUCCCCUUCCAGCGUCUGGUGCGUGAAAUUGCUCAGGACUUCAAGACAGAUCUGCGCUUCCAGAGCGCUGCCAUCGGUGCUUUGCAGGAGGCAAGUGAAGCCUACUUGGUUGGGCUGUUUGAAGACACCAACCUGUGUGCUAUCCAUGCCAAACGUGUCACAAUCAUGCCAAAAGAUAUCCAGCUAGCACGCCGCAUACGUGGGGAGCGUGCCUAAAGCCUCGCCACGAUGGGUCUGUCAUUCUCCAAGCAAAAUCUUCUUCCUGUUAUUGGUAGUAAUGAACGUUAGAUAUUUUUUCCAUGGGGUUAAAAGGUACCUUAAGUAUAUGGUUGCAAGUGGAAAAAUAGGGGACAGAAUUGGGUAUUGGCAAGUUUUCUUUUCAUUUUCAUUUGUGUGUGGAUUUUUAAUAUAAACAAGGGGGACAUAAAAACAAACAAUGCGGUCAAAAAAAAAUAAAAAUGUGAAUCGUUGAAACUUGUUCACCAAAACAACUUUAUAAAAAAAAAAUUAUAAAUAAACCUGUCAAAUUUUUCUGGACAAUGCCAGCAUUUGGAUUUUUUUAAACAAGUAAAUUUCUUAUCAAUGGCAACUAAAUGGUGUUUGUAGCAUUUUUAUCAUACAGUAGAUUCCAUCCAUUCACUAUACUUUUCUAACUGAGUUGUCCUACAUGCAAGUACAUGUUUUUAAUGUUGUCUGUCUUCUGUGCUGUUCCUGUAAGUUUGCUAUUAAAAUACAUUAAAUGAU